AUGAAGAAUAUAAUUUCCGAGCUUCAAAAACAAAAUUUAAUUGACGAGGAAGCCAGUUAUACCCUGUCUGAAACUUUUGGUAAGCAUAAAGAUUUGAUAACCAAUUGGACAAAAAAAAAAUUAGGUAAAAAAGUUCCAAAGAAAUAUAGUGCCACCAUUCGUCAAUUUGCUUUAUCAUUACAUUUUUUUUCUGCUAAAGCAUAUUCGUAUGUAAGACAGCAGUUUGACACGAUUUUGCCUCAUAGUAGAACUCUUAGUAAAUGGUACAGAAAUGUCAAUGCUGAACCAGGUUUUACUGAAGAGUCGUUAAAGAUGCUAACUCUUAAAGUAAAUAAUUCACCCCAUCCUAUUUUAUUAGCUUUGUCUAUGGAUGAAAUGGCUAUAAGACAACACCUGGAAUUUGAUGGUACUAAGUAUUAUGGAAGGGUUGAUAUGGGAAAUUAUAUGGAUAAUGAUAGUUUAAACACAGCUAAACAAUGUUUAGUUUUUAUGGCAGUCUCGGUAAAUGAGAAUUGGAAGUUACCAAUUGGUUAUUUUGUAGUGGAUGCUUUAAAAAGUGCACAGAAAGUUGAACUAGUUCGCCACGCAUUAAAUGUAUUGAACAGCACUGGUGUAAAAGUCUUGAGCUUAACAUUUGAUGGUUGUUCUAGUAAUAUUAGUGCAGCUCAACUUUUAGGUUGUAAUUAUGUUUUGAGUGCAUUAGAUACAUCUUUUUCUUCUGGCUUUGAAAGUAAUCCACAAAUUGUAACCCUUUUUGAUCCUGCACACAUGAUCAAAUUGGUUCGUAAUGCUUUUGGUGAAAAGAAGGUCUUUAAAGAUAGUGCAAAUAAUGAAAUAAAAUUUGAAUAUGUCCGGCAAUUGUGUUAUUUGCAAGAGAAGGAAGGAUGCCAUCUUGCUAAUAAACUGCGAAAACAGCAUCUUCUUUAUUUCAAACAAAAGAUGAAAGUAAAACUUGCAACCCAACUACUUAGUCAGUCAGUAGCAGAUGCAUUGACAUUUUGCAAAGAUAGCCUCAAACUAAAAGAGUUUUCUAAUGCAGGUGCUACCAUACAAUUUAUCAAACUCUUUAAUACUGGCUUUGACAUAUUAAACUCAAAAUCUAUCAACUGUGUAGGAUUUAAAAAAGCACUAUGUGAAGAAAACAUUCAAGAAGUUAGAUUGUUCACAGAAAAAAUGACAACAUAUAUUAAAGGUCUUAAAAUUCAAGAUAGACCAGGAGUUUUUACACCCGUACUUGAAUCACAACGAAAAACUGGGUUUCUUGGAUUUAUAGUCAGUUUAAAUAGUAUUUUACAGCUAUAUACUUUGUUUGUGGAAACUGAUGUCUUACAACAUAUAAAAAUUUAUAAAUUAAGCCAAGAUCACGUAGAACUGUUUUUCGGUAGUAUAAGGGCCCACGGUGGGCAUAACAAUAAUCCAACAGUGAGGCAGUUUCGUUCAGCAUACCAAAAAUUAGUUAUCAGAACAAAUGAUAUACAAAGUUUUAAUACUGGUAAUUGUAUACCACUUGAAGAGAUAGAUAUUCUUCACUACUCCAGUUCAGAUCCAGUUACUGUUUUAAAUAACAAUUCUUCAGGUUGCAGUUUUGAUCCAAUUGAUGAAGAAAAUGAACAAGAUAUUUCUGCAUUUAUAAUGGACCAUGAUUAUAUUGGAAGUCACAGUUCAUACUCUUUUAGUAAUUUUUCAAAAGAAAUCAUUGUUUAUAUUUCAGGAUUUGUAGUUCAUAAAUUGACCAAUGUACUGAAAUGUGAUGUUUGCAAACAUGCAUUGUGUGCUGCCGAAAAAGAAUGUUUUCUAAAUUCGUUGAUAACAUUAAAAAAUAAGGGAGGCAUUCAUGGUGGACUUAUUUUUCCAAGCGAAGAUGUCAUAGAUGUUUGUUUCAUUACAGAAAACAUUUUGAGAAGAUAUGAUUAUACUUCUAAAGCUGUAAAUAAAUUACAAGUUCAAACCGAUGUCCUUAAACAUUUUGUAUUUAAUUCAAAUAUAUUUAAAUCAUUAAAAAAUCAUAGUACUGAAACCAGAAGUCCAUUAGCCGACCAUACAACUCUUUUAAUAAAAUCUAUAUCUUCUACUUAUAUAAAUAUAAAAAUAAAUUACAGUUUAAAAAAACACAAUGAAACCCCUUCUGUUCGGAUGUGGUUUAAUAAACUUACUCUUUUUAAAGGACAAUAA
Macrosiphum euphorbiae (potato aphid) is the source of this 2172-nucleotide messenger RNA. NCBI's taxonomy places the organism in Eukaryota, Metazoa, Arthropoda, Insecta, Hemiptera, Aphididae. The record is from the annotation of a GenBank genome assembly.